Messenger RNA from Bufo bufo (common toad), 1541 nucleotides. RefSeq names its product chromosome 8 C9orf78 homolog (gene C8H9orf78). Gene Ontology annotation, cellular component: spliceosomal complex. NCBI's taxonomy places the organism in Eukaryota, Metazoa, Chordata, Amphibia, Anura, Bufonidae. The coding region runs from base 70 to 942 and encodes 290 amino acids. The record is from RefSeq and is a predicted model, not a curated record. The transcript has 9 exons. Gene Ontology annotation, biological process: mRNA splicing, via spliceosome.
GAAGUGGAUCCGUGCUUUUAGUGCUGUUUACACGCAGACCUGAGGAUCGGUGUGGAACUGGAAAGUAAAAUGCCAUCCGGGAGAAACUUCCGCAGACGCAAAGCCUCCAGCUCCGAAGAAGAGGAGGAAGAUGAAGAGGUGACCAACGAGGUUAGAAUGAAACUUGAAGAAGCCAAGGAAGUGCAGAGUCUACGAAAGCGCCCCAAUGGUGUAAGCGCUGUCGCUCUAUUGGUUGGAGAAAAAGUUUCAGAAGAAGAAGUGCUGGUGGAUGAUCCUUUCAAAAUCAAAACUGGAGGGAUCGUGGAUAUGAAGAAGCUGAAGGACCGGGGCACGGACAGACUUGCAGACGAUGAAGACCUGAACCUGGGAACCUCGUUCUCUGCAGAAACCAACAGGAGGGAUGAAGAUGCUGACAUGAUGAAGUACAUCGAAACAGAGCUGAAGAAAAAAAAAGGAAUCAUUGAGAAUGAAGAGAAGAAGGUGAAGCCAAAGAGCGCAGAAGAUUGCUUGUACGAGCUCCCGGACAGCAUCAAGGUGUCGUCCGCCAAGAAGACGGAGGAGAUGUUGUCCAACCAGAUGCUGAGCGGGAUCCCGGAGGUGGACCUGGGCAUAGAUGCAAAAAUCAAAAACAUCAUCUCCACGGAAGACGCCAAGGCCCGCUUACUGGCCGAGCAGCAGAAUAAGAAGAAGGACAAGCAAACUUCCUUUGUGCCCACCAACAUGGCCGUCAACUACGUGCAGCACAAUCGAUUCUACCAGGAGGACCUCAACACCCCUAUGAGACGUCACAAGGAAGAGCCAAAAGCUCGUCCCCUGCGAGUAGGAGACACCGAGAAGCCAGAACCUGAGAAAUCUCCUCUAAAUCGCAAGCGUCCAUCCAACGAGAAGGCCACAGACGACUAUCACUAUGAGAAGUUCAAGAAAAUGAACAGACGUUACUGAUGCCGCCGUCUGGAAAUCUACAAUACGGCGUAAUAAAGCCCGGACGUGGCCGCCAGUUACCCCGGAGCUGAGAACAGAACUCUUUACCUUCUUUUCUGACACCUUGGAGCUAAAGACUUCUAAGGGUCAAGGCCGUCAGUGUUAUCCGUGGACCAAUGUAUCUGUAUUUUAAAGGGUUUUUCCAGGUGUCCUCAGGAAAGGUCAUCAAUACCUGAUUGGCGGGGGUCUAACACCAGGGACCCCUGACGAUCCGCUUUAUGAAGAGGCUGCAGCACUCCAGUGGCCUCCUCACACCUUACCAAGCACAGCGCUGUCCAUUGUAUAGUGGUUGUGCUUGGUAUUGCAGCUCAGCCCCAUUCACUUGAACGGGACUGAGCUGCGCGGCGCGCCUAGGCCACGUGACUGCUGGACGAGGCUGCACACCGGCGGGCCCUGGUCUCUUCAUACAGCCGGUAGUCGGACCCCCACUGAUCUGAUAUGGAAGAACUUCCCUGAGGACAGGCCAUCAAUAUCAAAAUCUCAGGCAACCAAUUGUAUUGAUUCUUACCUGUUGUGUAUUUGGAGCAGGGACACAAUUAAACAAUCUCUUCUCCAUCUUG